AUUUAUUAAAGCUCUCUCUCACUCACUCCAACUACGACGCUUUCUCUCUCUAGAAGUAAAGCACCUCAACUCAACUUCUCCUCGAAUCUCCCUCUUUCAGAGAGAGUGUGUGCGCGCGUCGUCACCAAUUUUCGGUUAACGGAUUCGUUCUUUUCUUCACCAAUUCAAAGCAUCUUUUUCUCGGUUCGGUGAAUUUUUCACGCUUUUCUUCAUAAUGUGAUGUGAUCGGUGACUGAUUUGUUCUCGUUAUGGCUGCGAAUUCAUCGUUCGAAGGUAUUGCUCUUGAUCCUUCUAAAUGUAGUAAAUUGAGUAUGGAGGAAAAAAGAGCGCUUGUAUAUGAAAUAUCUAAUGAUGGUGCAUCCGAGGUGCUGCAGUCGUGGAGCCGUCAAGAGAUUUUGCAAAUCUUGUGUGCUGAGAUGGGAAAAGAAAGGAAGUAUACUGGGCUGACAAAGUUGAAAAUUAUCGAAAAUCUUCUGAAAAUUGUUUCUGAAAAGAAAUCAGGCGGCCAUGAUAUUGCCACAGACCCUGAAUCACAUUCUUUUCCAGCAACUGGCCAGAAACCUGCUAAAAGGCAGAGAAAAACUGAGAAUCCAUCUCGAUUGGCUGCUCCUGAAAACAAUGUUAUAGUCAAUAAUGGUGGUGAUGUGAGUAACAAUACAACUUACUGCAAAAACUCCGCAUGCAAGGCUACCCUAAAUCAAGGAGAUGCAUUUUGUAAAAGAUGUUCAUGUUGUAUUUGUCAUCAAUAUGAUGACAACAAAGACCCUAGCCUGUGGCUAAUAUGCAGUUCUGAAGCUCCAUUUCCUGGUGUUUCCUGCGGCUUGUCAUGUCACCUUGAGUGUGCUUUAAAACAUGAUGGUUCUGGAAUUGGCAAAGACGGUGAACGCACCAAACUUGAUGGAAACUUCUACUGUGUCUCUUGUGGGAAAGUAAAUGACUUACUCGGAUGCUGGCGAAAACAAGUGAUGGUAGCAAAGGAUGCUAGACGUGUGGACAUACUCUGUUAUCGUGUCUCCUUAAGCCAAAAACUUUUGAAAGGGACAGAAAAGCAUGUAGAACUUUAUAAAAUUGUUGAUGAAGCAGUGAAGAAACUUGAACCUGAAGUGGGUCCACUGACUGGCUCACCAUUGAAGAUUGGUAGGGGGAUUGUGAACAGGCUUUCUUCAGGACCCGAGGUUCAGAGACUCUGCGGUGUUGCUCUUGAAUCACUUGAUUCAAUACUUUCUAGAAGGUUCUUGCCUCCAUCACCCAAUCAAACUAUUCAAGAUGCAAGUUUACUAACUCCAAAUAUAAAUAUGGUAAAGUUCGAAGAUGUCACCGCAACAUCCCUCACUGUUCUUUUGUGUUUGGAAGAUUCUUCUGGAGAAAAUAAUGCCGGUUACGCCGUGUGGCAUCGUAAAGCCGGUGAUGUGAACUAUCCAUUGGACCCGACUUGCACAACUCUCCUACCAAAUAGAAAGCUGAGCAUCAGGGAUCUACUUCCAGCUACAGAAUACAGUUUGAAAUUUGUUUCCAAUGAUUUGAGGAAGUCACGUAUGUGCGAAGUUCAAGUCUCAACAGAGCAUGGUGAGGAUGACGUCCCAAAUUGCUCAGCAACGGAAAGAAGUCAGAGCCCAGUAACCAACUGUAGCAGCCUUUCCAAUCCCUCAUCUGUGGAAGAUGAAACUAAUCAUAGCGACCAGACUGAUAAUCGAUCAGAUAAUUAUCCUUCUUAUCACAAGGAUAGUGACCAGCUUGCUUCUGGUAAUCAAUCAAAUGAUGUUAUUAAUUGUUCCAAAUUGGGUGGAGUGGGACUUCCCACCGAUACAGAUUCCUUGUCAGACAAGCAAGCUGCUGUGGGAAUGACUAGCAACACAAUACCUAGUUCAGAUGUACUAAAGCUUGAAAACAAGCAUUCACAAGAGGAACAAGUAACUGAGGACAUAAGCACUGAUGAUGGGUCAGUUCCAACGGGAAGGGAGUGUGUGCCGUUAGUAGGUUGCUCAGAAGGGAGCUUGCCUAAUACUCCCAGCAGGUUGGAAAUACUUAAAGAUGGUCUAGGAAAAAGAGGUAGAUCCAAAUUCAGUAGCAAAGAUCUAGAAAAAGGACCUGGGAAAAGGAGUGGCCCUCGAGAUGGAAGCAAACCCAAGAAGAGAAGUGGUGAAAGGAAAAACGAGGGCUGCGAGGCUAAUGGUUUUCCAGAGCGGGAUCUUGAGUAUUAUGUGAAGGUGAUUAGAUGGUUAGAGUGUGAAGGACACAUUGAGAAGAACUUCAGGCAGAAAUUUCUGACAUGGUACAGCUUAAGAGCAACCCCUGAAGAAAUAAGGAUUGUGAAAAUAUAUGUAGAUACAUUUCUUGAAGAUCCAGCUUCUCUUGCAGAGCAACUUGUGGACACCUUCUCCGAAUGCAUGUCAAACAAGAGAUCAUCAGUACCCGCAGGGUUCUGCAUGAAGCUUUGGCAUUGACCAGAUUUGAAGCUCUCCUGGGUUGUGCUGAAAUAAUUAUUUAGAUUGAUGACAUUCUUCAUUUAGAGAGUCAUCAAAUAUAUUUAUUUCAACAUUAUCAUUCAUAUUGUUGUUUUAAGGAUUUUAGAUUUACUUAAAUUAUACAAUUAUUACUAUUUCAAACUGAUAAAUUUUCAGUGAAUAACAUUGAAGGGUUUAUGCUGAAAUGACUAGCAUGUAGUUGUGGUCGAAGUAGACAAUAAUGUUCUUUUAGAUUUACAUAAGUUAUACAAUUAUUACUAUUUCAAAUUGAUAUAUUUUUAGUGAAUAA
Messenger RNA from Vicia villosa (hairy vetch), 2754 nucleotides. RefSeq names its product VIN3-like protein 2. NCBI's taxonomy places the organism in Eukaryota, Viridiplantae, Streptophyta, Magnoliopsida, Fabales, Fabaceae. The transcript has 5 exons. The coding region runs from base 249 to 2444 and encodes 731 amino acids. The record is from RefSeq and is a predicted model, not a curated record. Gene Ontology annotation, biological process: vernalization response; epigenetic regulation of gene expression.